CUGCGGCUGAUCUCAGAUCAGAGCGCCGUCGCUGAGCCUGGACGCCACUUCCGGUCCCGCGAUGGCGGUGGAUUUGACUCCGCGGUUCAGAAGACUGAACAGUCAAAGCUGUUUGAGAGAGAAUAAACUCCUGGCAGGUUUCGCUGGGCCCUUCAGGGCCACUCAGCUGUGGCAGAACAUCAUAGAGGCUCUGCGGACGCAGGUGGAGCUCGGACCCCGCAGACAGCACCUGCGCGUCCAUCACGACUGCUUCACCGGCUCUGAUGCGGUGGACGUGGUUCUGAGUCACCUCAUGCAGAACAUCUACUUCUGCUCCAGCGAAGUGUCCCGUCUCAAAGCCGCCAGGCUCUGCCAGGCCUUAAUGGAGUCCAGAGUAUUCGAACCAGUCGGGAUAAAGCUCUUCAGACGGGACAAAGAAAUGACCUUUGAGGACUCCAGCUGCAGCCUCUACCGCUUCCUGGACGGAUCGACCAAAAAGACAUACAGUGGCAGUGAGCACCAGACUCCAGACAAACAGACUGGAAAGAGGAAGACCACUUCGAGGUUUGGACAAAUGCAGACCAUCUCCAACCCUUUGGUUCUUGGAUCAUCAGAUAGAAGAGUGGAGAGACUACUAAAGAAUAUAAACCUGCACCCAUCUGUGCCCUCUGAUUUAAAUCGUGCUGCCAUUUCCAAUAGCUUCCUGUCAAGAAAAGUGGUACGGGACGUUUGGAGGCAGCAGGCGUUACUUCAGUUGCUACAGGUGGUUGAGAUCGCUAUGCUGGACUGUAUUCUGACCUCACCUGCCAAACCGGAGCCCCUGCGCUCGUCUCAUCGCAACCACGGUGACCUGGUCAUCUCCAACACUUGCGUGGAUCGUGAAGUGUCCGAAAGUCUCAACCUGCCUGAGUUGGACGCUUGGCUGACGGCAGCGGUGGAUUGUCUUGAUCUGUUCCCAGAUCAGUUAAUCGUGGUUGCCAGUGAACAGCUGAUUCAGCAGAAUGCAGCAUCUGGGAAGGAGAAGCAUAAGAGACUGCUGUUCGACAUUAUCGCCAAGUAUUACAACAGCCCCGAGAGACCUCCACUACUGUCAGGCCGCUACACCGACGUCCAGACUGGAAUCCUACAUCUUUUGGAUUGUGGGAGAGGUGAGGAAGCCCUGAGAGCAGCUCAGCUCUGUCUGCAGCUGCUGGAGUCCACAAGCAGAGACGAGUUACGCAGACUGUUGGGUUUUAUGGCAACCGCUGCAGAUAAUGAAGCUUUCAGACUGCACAAGCAGAUUGAGAACCGGGCUUUGGUUAGCAAGACGUUUGUGAAGGCUGUGAUCCAGAGUAAAGAAAUGACUCGUGUCCAGUGUGAGCGACUGCUGCUGUUCCUCAUGGAUAAUCACACACAGCUCUUUAAGACACCAUUAUCAUUGAUUGAGGCUGUGAGGAAGACACUACAAACCGUGCAGCAAGGGAGGGAUCUAGAUAAUGUAGCACUGUUCACGUUCUGCCAACGGGUGUCGCUCCAGCAGUAUGAGGGUAACAAAGAUAAAGCCACUCUGGACAGUCUGAAGCAGUUAAUGCAUCAUAUCGCUCACAGUGACGGCCUGUCCGUCAAACAGAAGAGAGGACUGGCCAAACAGUUCCAGAAACAUCACCCAGGGAUUUUCCUCCAGCACUUCUUUUCUUCAUUCUAGAAACACUGGAUAAAAAAUAGUCUUGUCAGUCCGAGAAUGUUUUUAUUAUUCUGGGUUAUAGAAGUAUACCAGGUAGAGAUGUUUGUUAAAGGGAUAGUUCACCCAAAAAUGAAACUUCUGUCAU
This is a messenger RNA of Sinocyclocheilus grahami, 1787 nucleotides long. It is a transcript of the gene depdc4, whose product is annotated as DEP domain containing 4. The record is from RefSeq and is a predicted model, not a curated record. The transcript is spliced from 9 exons. NCBI's taxonomy places the organism in Eukaryota, Metazoa, Chordata, Actinopteri, Cypriniformes, Cyprinidae. Gene Ontology annotation, biological process: intracellular signal transduction. Bases 62 to 1663 code for a protein of 533 amino acids.